ACACAUUGGGCUCCUGCUCAACAAUUCUCCAGGUGACCCCCAGCCAUGAAGACAUUUGUCCUCCUCUCUGCCCUUGUCCUGCUGGCCUUCCAGGCCCAGGCUGAUCCUAUCCACAAAACAGAUGAAGAGACUAAUACUGAGGAGCAGCCAGGGGAAGAGGACCAGGCUGUGUCUAUCUCCUUUGGAGGCCAAGAAGGGUCUGCUCUUCAUGAAGAAUUGUCAAAAAAGCUGAUAUGCUAUUGUAGAAUAAGAGGCUGCAAAAGAAGAGAACGCGUUUUUGGGACCUGCAGAAAUCUUUUUUUAACUUUCGUAUUCUGCUGCAGCUGAAUAUGCAGAUGACAAAGAUAUGACAACCAUCGGCUCUGAGGCCACUGAUGCUGGGGCCUGAUGAUCACUUCUCAAUAAAUUGUUUGCAAUAUGC
This is a messenger RNA of Mus musculus (house mouse), 421 nucleotides long. It is a transcript of the gene Defa5, whose product is annotated as defensin, alpha, 5. Gene Ontology annotation, cellular component: extracellular region. The transcript has 2 exons. The record is from RefSeq and is marked validated. Gene Ontology annotation, biological process: defense response to bacterium; defense response. Lineage: Eukaryota; Metazoa; Chordata; Mammalia; Rodentia; Muridae. The coding region runs from base 46 to 327 and encodes 93 amino acids.